GCUGUGCAUGUCUGCGCCAUUUUUGUUUUAUUACCACAGAAGAGCAGAGUCCUCUAGGGUUGCAGGAAGCUGUGUUUAUGGCUGCAGGUGUUUUUCAAAACUUGAUUGUAUGUGCAAUGAUGUCAUGUUCUAACACUAUGGCAGCAGCAAUAGACAAAGGCACACCCAGUGUCCUCAGGUCACAUGGCCCGUGUGUUUACAGAGUGAUACUAGUCCGUUGAAAGCAAUAGCUACUGGAUCAAGUCACGUGAGACCACAAAGGGCAGGGCGAAAUAACAAAGUCCUCUUCCUCCACGCAAACAAAAUAAAGAACCGCAGCAGAGAAAGGAAAUAGAAAAUGGUCCUCAGGCAAAGAGAUGGUCAAACGUGAUGCAAGAGACGGUUGAAUUAGUGACAUAAACAUGAUCACACCUUUCAGAACACGAUGGUGGAAGAGACGAGACAGCCGAAAAAGGCCACAUCCCUCCAGGCUGGACCUGGUGAUGUAGACCACAACAUUGUCUAUGCCAAUAAUAUAAGAGUCACCCAGCUUAUUGGACGACAGCUGGCUCAGAUAGGGGACGACUUGGACAACAAAUGGCGUGAACAACUGCCCGUCCAAUUGCAGCCCUUGAAUUUGGGGAUUUAUCUUUACGUCCUAACCAGGACAGCGUUCUCUGGCAGGAUCCUCUGCAACCUCUGGGGGUCUAAAAUUAUGCCAAUGUUGAGGACAUCCUGGUUGAUUCCACAGCUUCAAAAUGGCUGUCAGGAGGCUAAGAAGUGGGCAGCCUGGGUGCCCAACCUUUCUGACUGGUCUCGCAGGAACACAUACAUACUGGCGUCUGCUUUACUACUGGUCACUGUGUCCAUCUUCCUUGUAACUUAGUAUGGAUAUGAAGACUGAAGGUGACAGUGAGGGGGUCAAGAGCUGGUCUUUGGCUCAAAUAUAACCAUUUUGUU
This is a messenger RNA of Rhinichthys klamathensis goyatoka, 939 nucleotides long. RefSeq names its product BCL2 interacting killer (gene bik). Bases 425 to 865 code for a protein of 146 amino acids. Gene Ontology annotation, biological process: apoptotic process. The record is from RefSeq and is a predicted model, not a curated record. Lineage: Eukaryota; Metazoa; Chordata; Actinopteri; Cypriniformes; Leuciscidae. The transcript is spliced from 4 exons.